This is a messenger RNA of Schizosaccharomyces osmophilus, 558 nucleotides long. It is a transcript of the gene orm1, whose product is annotated as ORMDL family protein Orm1. Gene Ontology annotation, cellular component: endoplasmic reticulum membrane. Gene Ontology annotation, biological process: intracellular sphingolipid homeostasis; ceramide metabolic process; negative regulation of ceramide biosynthetic process. NCBI's taxonomy places the organism in Eukaryota, Fungi, Ascomycota, Schizosaccharomycetes, Schizosaccharomycetales, Schizosaccharomycetaceae. Bases 1 to 558 code for a protein of 185 amino acids. The record is from RefSeq and is a predicted model, not a curated record. The transcript is spliced from 2 exons.
AUGGGCAGCAGCAGUCGUAGAAGAUCCUCUUCCUUGGUCACCAAGGUACCGAAUCCAACCAUUGAUGACCGAUUGGAUCAAGGAUCUGCCACUAAUUAUAACUCCAAUUGGGUGAACUAUAAAGGUGCUUGGAUCAUUCACAUAGUUCUGAUUGCAGCUCUCCGUCUUGUAUUCCACGCAGUUCCAUCCGUCUCUCGUGAGCUUGCCUGGACUCUCACCAACUUGACAUAUAUGGCUGGAUCGUUCACGAUGUUUCACUGGGUAACCGGCACCCCUUUUGAAUUCAAUGGCGGUGCCUACGAUCGACUUACAAUGUGGGAACAACUUGAUGAAGGAAAUCAAUAUACUCCAGCACGGAAAUAUUUGCUGGUCUUGCCCAUUAUCUUGUUUCUUUUGAGCACUCAUUACACUCAUUAUAACGGUUGGAUGUUUUUGGUCAAUAUAUGGGCUCUUUUCAUGGUAUUGAUUCCAAAACUCCCUGCCGUUCACAGAAAACGAAUUUUCGGUAUACAGAAAUUUGCCCUUCAUGACGACGAAAGUGAGACCGUAUCUCGUUAG